CCAGGCACAGCACCAUGGCCAGCAAGGGUCCGGAGGGCGAGCACCCAUCCGUGACUCUCUUCCGCCAGUACCUGCGCAUCCACACGGUCCAGCCCGAGCCUGACUAUGGGGCUGCUGUGGCUUUCCUUGAGGAGAGAGCUCAUCAGCUGGGCCUGGACUGUCAGAAAGUGGAGGUGGCACCUGGCCGUGUGGUUACUGUGCUGACCUGGCCAGGUACCAACCCCACGCUCUCCUCCCUCUUGCUCAAUUCCCAUACUGAUGUGGUGCCUGUCUUCAAGGAGCACUGGAGUCAUGACCCAUUUGAGGCCUUCAAGGAUGCUGAGGGCUACAUCUACGCCAGGGGUGCCCAGGACAUGAAAUGUGUCAGCAUUCAGUAUCUGGAGGCUGUGAGAAGGCUGAAGGCUGAGGGCCACCGUUUCCCCAGAACUAUUCAUAUGACCUUUGUGCCAGAUGAGGAGAUUGGGGGUCACCAAGGCAUGGAGCUGUUUGUGCAACAGCCUGAAUUUCAGGCCUUGAAGGCUGGCUUCGCCUUGGAUGAGGGCCUGGCAAACCCCACUGACGCCUUCACUGUCUUUUACAGUGAGCGGAGCCCUUGGUGGGUGCGGAUCACAAGUACUGGGAAGCCUGGUCACGGUUCGCGCUUCAUUGAGGACACAGCAGCAGAGAAGCUGCACAACGUUGUGAGCUCGAUCCUGGCCUUUCGGGAGAAGGAGAGGCAGAGGCUGCAAUCAAAUCCCCAUUUGACGCUGGGGGCCGUGACUUCUGUGAACCUGACUAAGCUAGAGGGUGGUGUGGCCUAUAAUGUGGUACCUGCCACCAUGAGUGCCAGCUUUGACUUCCGUGUGGCACCUGAUGUGGACCUGAAGGCCUUCGAGGAGCAGCUCCAGGGCUGGUGCCAGGCAGCUGGUGAGGGGGUCACCUUCGAGUUUGCUCAGAAAUGGACGUCACCCCAGGUGACACGUACUGACAACUCAGAUCCCUGGUGGGAAGCGUUUAGCAGAGUCUUCAAGGACAUGAACCUCACUUUGGAGCCCCAGAUCUUCCCUGCUGCCACUGACAGCCGCUAUCUCCGUGCAGUGGGGGUUCCAGCACUGGGCUUUUCACCCAUCAACCACACACCUGUGCUGCUGCACGACCAUGAUGAACGGCUGCACGAGGCCGUGUUCCUCCGUGGGGUUGACAUAUACACCCGCCUGCUGCCUGCCCUGGCCAGCAUCCCUGCCCUGCCCUGUGAUAGCUGA
Molecule: messenger RNA, 1241 nt
Organism: Orycteropus afer afer
Lineage: Eukaryota; Metazoa; Chordata; Mammalia; Tubulidentata; Orycteropodidae
Product: aminoacylase-1
Biological process (GO): amino acid metabolic process
Cellular component (GO): cytoplasm
Molecular function (GO): aminoacylase activity
Source: RefSeq, a predicted model, not a curated record